CGACUGAAACACGCGACCCACGUCCAUCCGGUGUAGUGUGCGCGGCUUCCCUCCUUUCCCCUGUCACGCUCAAGCUCGUCCUGAAGGAACGGCCAAUCCUACCGGAUCGGAUAAUAGAGUCUCUCUCUCUCUCUUCACUCUUUUUUUUUGUCGCUCUUUCUCUCUCUCUCUCCCUUUGUCUCUCGUCGUGCUACUCGCGCCAGUUACUGAUAGUUCUUCUCGUUCCUAUAUAUUCCUGCGAUAGAUGCUUCGCGAUCCUUUCUGAGAUAGAGGAGAGGAUGGAGGAGAGGAUGUUUCGGGCGCAUGGAAGGAAGAUUAAGACCGCCGGAAAUUCGGAAUGUAAUAUCCGGCGGCCCUAGUUACACGUACGGUGUGUGCGUGCCAGUCGGCUUUUCUGCCUUCGAAGUCGGAGCAGCUUCGAUACAAGUCGGAGUAACGGAAGACACUCGCGAGAUUUUGGAUUCGAUCGGAGGAUCUGCUCAACGAAGAUCUCUAGGGUGUUCGCUGCCAAAACGCACCGACAAAUAGUACAAGAUUCGUUGCCAAAAUUCGCGCCACGUGACAACUAUCGGAGUCAUCGCUUCAGAUUUGCCCCUCUUGUAAAAGCUUCAGCAUGCGCUAACGAAGUCACGUCGUCGCAGCUUCGCCACUGAGAAUUGUUAGAUUUGCGAGGAAAGCGAAGAAAGUUGGCGGCGGAAGGACACAAUGAAGAGACUUGUCUUCAACGGGGCGAAGUGAUCUUCGAAGAAAAACGAGGAAGCGCAGAGGGAUUCGAAGCGUUGGAUCGGGCGAAUCGGGCCGGCGACGGGCCCGAUCGGUGUGAUGGUCUCGGGGUGGUGCCCGUGCGUGCCACUAGGGCGUCGGCAAUCACCGGCCCAGCAGCAACAGCAACAGCAGCAACAAUCGACGUCGUCGUCCAGGGCGCCGUUCACCGUCAGCGGCGCGACCGAUCGCGCGGAUAUGGUGCAGAUGUUCUACUACGAGAACCGCGGCAAGUGUUGUAAGAAGCUGCUCAGAUACAACGGAUAUCCGAAUAAGGUCCUUUUGUUCCCCGAGGAGGGCUGGGCGAGAAGCGCGAGUAGUUCCUACUGGACCCUGACGCCGUUCUGGUGGAGUCGGAGCCGGUGUAAAGUCGUGGAAGUCGCUGGAACAAGAAGGUAUAGUACUCAGGCGAAGAUGGUGGACACGGGUACGGGCACGCUUUAUAUUGUCGGCUCGUUCAAGAGGAUGACUACCGAUCCCGAUUUCAAGCUGUACCUGACGUCGAACGUCUCGUCGAGCGACUUCAACAUGGGCUACAGUAUGACGGGCACGUUGGAGCGCGGCUGCAAGAAGACCAACUCCUUCCAGAUGACCCACUUCGCGGUGAUACGGCGGCGGGACUACGAGAAGGCGUACGAGGACCCGAAUCCCACCUAG
Wasmannia auropunctata (little fire ant) is the source of this 1419-nucleotide messenger RNA. RefSeq lists its product as uncharacterized. The coding region runs from base 823 to 1419 and encodes 198 amino acids. The transcript is spliced from 5 exons. Lineage: Eukaryota; Metazoa; Arthropoda; Insecta; Hymenoptera; Formicidae. The record is from RefSeq and is a predicted model, not a curated record.